Ilex paraguariensis (yerba mate) is the source of this 384-nucleotide messenger RNA. Lineage: Eukaryota; Viridiplantae; Streptophyta; Magnoliopsida; Aquifoliales; Aquifoliaceae. The record is from the annotation of a GenBank genome assembly.
AUGGUGGUGGCUCAAAUUCAACAAUGGCACGUCAGUUGUGAAGAAAUUCAGCGUGGGAGGGGCGUUGAUGUGAACUACCGAUGGAUUAUAGGUGACGCUAGUGUAGACAGUAGGCAUGGGGCUGUCAGUAUGCAAUGUGUUGACGGCGGAUUUAUGCCAGAUGUGAUUUGGAUUUACACUGAAAGUGAGAUAAAUUUAUUGGACAAAACAACAGUGGAAGAAAUGUUGAUGAAGACUUUUGCUUUGAAGUCAUGGCAGGUGGGCGUCUCUGGAAGAUUCAAGACAAAGGAGGAGGAAGACAACUUGGACAAAUCUUAUUUUUCCAAGUUUCAACAAUUGCCAUGGAGUUGCUGUACGAGACUGCCGUCAAGCUUUGGCUUAUAA